Messenger RNA from Blepharisma stoltei, 847 nucleotides. The record is from the annotation of a GenBank genome assembly. NCBI's taxonomy places the organism in Eukaryota, Ciliophora, Heterotrichea, Heterotrichida, Blepharismidae.
AUGGUUUCUGAAUUUAAAGAACUAUUAGACCGCUUAGAUCCAACUCAGGAGCGUAUCCAUUCCACUUCCUUUUGAUGCCAAGAAUUUCUUUAUACUCAUCCAAACCAUAUGCAGACAAUAGUUGACUUAUGGUCAAAAUCAAUAGAAACAAGCAAUCAAAAGAUUGCGCUGCUUUUCUUACCCCUUUAAAUUGGAAUAAAAAUCCUGUUCGAAUUUAAAGAGGGUUAAUUUUAUUUUUAAAAAAAUAUUUAAAUUUUACGAAAAAAAUAUAAAUCGAGCAUAUAUUUUGAAUUUUAAUUUAUUAAUGGAAACAAAUUUGUAUCAAAAAAUGCAAAUUUUACUGAAUUUUUUUAAUUUAAAGUUGGGAAGAUUAGCAAACGACAUAAUCCAAAAUGCUCGAAACGAAACACUCAAAGCAAUGUUCCAAUUUUCCCUCCCACGAGCCAUAACAGUAUCUGCCACGAACCCUGGAAGUAUCCAAGAUAUCAGAAAAGUAUUGAAGGUCUGGGAUGACAGGCAAGUUUUCCCACGUCACAUUAUUGAAGAGUGAGAGAAGAUCUGUGAGAGAGCUGAGUCACAAGGGCCGAAAUCCGAUAGGUCACAGCUCACUUAUGUCAUUAAUUUGGCCAAAAAGAUGAAGAAGCUAAAGCAAGCAGGGCUCGCAGUCGAAAGGUGCCAAGGAGAAGACAUAAGAAGGGUAGCUUACGCUGAGCAAAAAGCUAGAGAAGAAGUAAUCAAGGAGAUUGUUAGUGCUAUGAAGAAAGUUUACCAUGGAGACUUGAACGUAUCGAUCCAUCUUCAUAAGAUCAACGAGAAAUUAAAUAAAAUUGAAGAGAUAGAAUCAUAA